This is a messenger RNA of Varanus komodoensis (Komodo dragon), 1220 nucleotides long. It is a transcript of the gene CCNH, whose product is annotated as cyclin H. The coding region runs from base 136 to 1101 and encodes 321 amino acids. The transcript is spliced from 9 exons. The record is from RefSeq and is a predicted model, not a curated record. NCBI's taxonomy places the organism in Eukaryota, Metazoa, Chordata, Lepidosauria, Squamata, Varanidae. Gene Ontology annotation, cellular component: nucleus; transcription factor TFIIK complex. Gene Ontology annotation, molecular function: cyclin-dependent protein serine/threonine kinase regulator activity. Gene Ontology annotation, biological process: DNA-templated transcription; regulation of cyclin-dependent protein serine/threonine kinase activity; regulation of transcription by RNA polymerase II.
GCACGUCGGGAUUAUGAGGGUGGCGGCGGUAGCGCGGAUGGUGUCGGACUUACGGGCGGCGGUCGCCGGGGCUGUUUCCGGGCUGGAUGAGCGGGAGCUGCUUGGGCGGUAGAGGCUCGCGCGAAGCCCUCCGGGAUGUAUCACAGCAGCACGCAGAGGCGCUACUGGACAUUUCGCGGCGAAGAGGAGCUGAGCCGGCUCCGGGCCGACGCCAACCGCAAGUUCCGCUGCAAAGUGGUGGCCAAUGGGAAGGUUCAACAGACUGACCCGGUCCUUCUUGAUCCGCGCGACGAGUUGACAAUUUGUAAAUACUAUGAGAAAAGGUUACUGGAUUUCUGCGCUGUAUUCAAGCCAGCCAUGCCCAAAUCUGUCGUGGGAACAGCCUGUAUGUACUUCAAACGUUUUUAUCUCAAUAACUCAGUGAUGGAGUAUCAUCCUCGCAUAAUUAUGUUAACGUGUGCAUUCUUGGCAUGUAAAGUAGAUGAGUUCAAUGUGUCUAGUGCACAGUUUGUUGGUAACCUUCGUGAAAGCCCAGUAGGACAGGAAAAGGCUCUGGAGCAGAUCUUGGAAUAUGAAUUGUUACUUAUUCAGCAAUUGAACUUCCAUCUUAUAGUGCAUAACCCUUACCGACCAUUUGAAGGCUUCUUGAUUGAUUUGAAGACUCGUUAUCCAUUACUUGAGAAUCCCGAGACUUUGAGGAAGACAGCUGAUGACUUUCUUAAUCGAGUAGCUUUGACAGAUGCUUGCCUUCUCUAUACACCUUCUCAGCUAGCUCUCACUGCCAUCUUAUCCAGUGCCUCCAGGGCAGGAAUUAAUCUGGAAAGUUACUUGUCAGAAAACCUAAUGCUGAAAGAGAACAAAGCUUCCCUGUCUCAGUUACUGGACGGGAUGAAAUGCAUGAAAAAUCUGGUUAAAAAAUAUGAACUACCACAUCCAGAAGAGGUUGCUGUGCUAAAACAGAAGUUAGAAAAAUGUCACAGCCCAGAACUUGCUCUUAAUACUAAUGUAAAGAAAAGGAAAGGCUAUGAAGAAGAUGAAUACAUUACAAAGAAAUCAAAAAUGGAGGAGGAUGAAUGGACAGAUGAUGAUUUCAUAGACUGACUGUGACUGUCUACACAGAUGGAAUUUUGAAUACUUAAAUGAAAGGUAGAGCUUGAACAUGUUUUCCUUGUAGGAAAAAAAGAUACAUUGCUAAUAUAAUAAAUUAUUUUUCAAAGUGA